Molecule: messenger RNA, 7815 nt
Organism: Solea solea (common sole)
Lineage: Eukaryota; Metazoa; Chordata; Actinopteri; Pleuronectiformes; Soleidae
Product: titin
Exons: 18
Coding region: 134-6139 (2001 amino acids)
Biological process (GO): visual perception
Source: RefSeq, a predicted model, not a curated record
GAGAGAGAGAGAGAGAGAGAGAGAGAGAGAGAGAACACCCACGUCCUCCCAGCUCCUCCCAGGUCCUCCCACCUCCCCGUCACCCUGCUGGAUUUACUUUGACCUUCAUAUUUGGGGAAAGUCUUCCUCCACGAUGCUCUGGGGCCUUGGACUCGUGUUGUUCUUCGCUUCACUCGCUCCAUGCGCCGCUGGAAUUAAAGAGAAUGACGCGAGGCUGCGCCCGGGAGUCCCGGCGGACGCCGGCGCCUCCACGCGCCUGGUGGAACUCUUGACGGCGUCGACGUACGCCCAAAGUUCGGGUUCUGACGUCGGAAAACCUCGAGCCAAGAGGUCAGUGUUCAUUCACCCCGGAGUGAAGAUCUGUCCUGAAGAGAGCGUCAGUGAAGUGCUCGCCAGCCACCAGGCGUACUACCAGCUCAGAGUUUGUCAGGAGGCGGUGUGGGAGGCGUUCAGGAUCUUCUUGGACAGGAUUCCCGGGACAGCGGAGUACCAGCGAUGGGUUCACACGUGUCAGCACGAGUUGCUCUGCAUCUCCGACCUCGCCAAGAACUUCAGCGGCUCUGAGGAGCACGUCAGAUUAGUUCAGCGGAGGAUGAGUCGACUGAGAGACCGGAAGCCGCCGCCACGAGAAUCAGUGUCUCCUCCGGCUGCGACGCUGAAACUCCCUGACAUCAAAGGUUCAGACGUUCAGACGAUCGACUCCACAGAGACACCGACUGCCGUCACCUUCCCCGUCCAUCUCACUCCUGUGAGCUCCUCACCAGACCAGGACCUGGAAGAAACCCAGUCUGAGGAGGAGGUGAAGGUUGAAGAAGAGGAGGAAAAUAAGAAGGUGGAAGAAGAUGAGGAGGAGAAGGUGGAGGUGGAGGAGGAGGAGAAGAAGGUGGAAGAAGAAGAGAAGAAGGUGCAAGAAGUGGAGGAGAAAGAGAAAAAGCUAGAGGAGGAGGUGAAGAAGGUGGAAGAAGAGGAGGAGGAAGAGAAAAAGCUAGAGGAGGAGGUGAAGAAGGUGGAAGAAGAGGAGGAAAAGAAGGUGGAAGAAGAGGAGGAGGAAGAGAAAAAGCUAGAGGAGGAGGUGAAGAAGGUGGAAGAAGAAGAGGAAAAGAAGGUGGAAGAAGAGGAGGAGGAAGAGAAAAAGCUAGAGGAGAAGGUGCAAGAAGACAAGGAGAAAAACGUGGAAGAAAAGGAGGAGAAGGUGGACAAAGAGGAGGAAGAGUGGGUGCAAGAAGGGGAGGAAAAGAAGAAGAUUGAAGAGGAGGUGGAGGAGAAGAAUGAGGAGGAGGACCCGGAGCUUCCUAACGUGGUCCCUGAGAGUCCGCUGCAGCGCGUGCUGGAGUUCAGUAUUGACCUGGUGGAUCCGGGUUACAGAGACCUGCUGGACGACCCGGACUCCCCACAGUACGUGGAUCUGGCUCAUCACCUGCAGGACCAGAUGCAGCACGUCUUUGACAAACUCCCAGGAUUUAAAACCAUCAACGUGCUGCGAAUCAGCGAGACUCAGGACACUGACGGGUCUGGAGGAAUCUCGGUGCUCUACUCUCUCGUCUUUGACGUCACGUCGCCUGAAAUCAACCUGGGGGAGAAUUCGGAGGUGGCGACCAACAGUCCGGAGUUGUCGGCUGACUCCGCCCUCAGGGCGAUGGUGACGGAGGCUUUAAGAGAAGAGGCGUCGCUGCCCAUCGACCUGGACUCGCUGAACUUUGAACCAGAGGUCAGCCUCAUGCCAGCGUUUACCUCCUCAUCUUCAGUAGAAGUAGUGAACGAGUCCAGUGAACCAGACUCUCACAACGAGUUUGAAGUGGUCACCGAGGAGCCGGAGGUGGGCAAACCUCGUCUGCCAGUUCCUCUCAUGCCCCUGGAGAAGGAGAACGCCCUGGUGACCCUGCUGGAUCCCACAGCUCUCCCUGACGAUGGGAUGGCGGUGACAGAGUUUAGGAGUGACGCUCCGCCCGCCACAGAGGAUCUCAUUGAUGAAUCGGAGGCGAUUUAUGUGGGUGAGCCAUCGAGUGAAGGCAGAGAGGAGGAAAAAGAGGAAUCGCUCAUCAUUACACACGAGAUUGAGACCAUUCGUCAUGAUGAAACUGCCGAACUUGUGAGAGAGUACAUCCCGACCCCAGCGGUGAUUCUUCAGCUGGAGACGGAUGCUUCAUAUAUCAGCCUGUCACCUAACCUGAUAUCAGAGGAGGACCUAGUUCCUGUAGACGAGGACAGCCACAGUCCUCGUGUGGAUGUUGAUUUUACUACCACUACUGCAAUUUUAUUAACCACCACAGCCUCAACCAAAGAGGCACUGUCUGGUUUGGGACAAGCUGUCACAACACUCUCUGCCCUCACAGGCCAACCACCCACCGAGUUAACACUCCGUCUUCAAGAAGCUGACGAGGCAAAUGCUCUUCCAGACGAGGAGGGUGUAGAAACUGGAAUUGAACUGCAAGAACCAGAGAGAGAGUUAGAGGUCAAAGCUAAUGAAGGAGUGCUUGAGGUUUUGCAGCCAAAUCCUAAACAACCCGAAAACUUUGAUGCAGAAGAAGCGAAAUUAAAGGUGUCAGAGGAAGUUGGUGCUACGGAGCCGGAAGGAGACCCUGCAGUAGAAUCUCCUCCUAAAGAAGUGUCACCUGAGGUUCCAGACACGGAGGAGAUGGAAGUUGAGGAUUUGACAGAAGGACAGGAAGAAGGAGUUGAGUUUUUGCAACCAGAAGAGGACAUAACUGAAAUUGCAGAAGAAGGUAUAGUUGACAUGUCAAGUCCAACUUCAGAGCCUAUGGAUAUACAACCUGAAGUACCUGAGGAAUUUUUACUGGAGGUCUCCAAUAAUAGGCUACCUGAGGUAGCAGAGAGAACAGUACCUGAGGUAGUAGAGAAAACAGUACCUGAGGUAGCAGAGAGAACAGUACCUGAGGUAGUAGAGGAAACAGUACCUGAGGUAGCAGAGGAAACAGUACCUGAGGUAGUAGAGGAAACAGUACCUGAGGUAGCAGAGGAAACAAUACCUGAGGUAGCAGAGGAAACAAUACCUGAGGUAGCAGAGGAAACUGUAUCCAAGGUAGCAGAAGAAACAAUACCUGAGGUAGUAGAGGAAACAGUACCUGAGGUAGCAGAGAGAACAGUACCUGAGGUGACAGAGAACACAGUACCUGAGGUAGUAGACGAAACAGUACCUGAGGUAGUAGAGGAAACAGUACCUGAGGUAGUAGAGGAAACAGUACCUGGGGAAGUGGAGGAAAUGGUACCUGAGGUAGCAGAGAUAACAGUACCUGAUGUGACAGAGAAAACAGUACCUGAGGUAGUGGAGGAAAUGGUACCUGAGGUAGCAGAGGAAACAAUACCUGAGGUAGCAGAGGAAACGGUAUCCAAGGUAGCAGAAGAAACAAUACCUGAGGUAGUAGAGGAAACAAUACCUGAGGUAGUAGAGGAAACAGUACCUGAGGUAGCAGAAGAAACAAUACCUGAGGUAGUAGAGGAAACAAUACCUGAGGUAGUAGAGGAAACAGUACCUGAGGUAGUAGAGGAAACAAUACCUGAGGUAGUAGAGGAAACAGUACCUGAGGUAGCAGAGGAAACGAUUCCUGAGGUAGCAGAGGAAACGGUACAAGAGGUAGCAGAGGAAACGAUUCCUGAGGUAGCAGAGGAAACAAUACCUAAGGUAGCAGAGGAAACGGUACAUGAGGUAGCAGAGGGAACAAUACCUGAGGUUGCAGAGGAAACAGUACCUGAGGUAGGAGAGGUAAUGGUAACUGAGGUAGCAGAUGAAACGGUACCUGAGGUAGCGGAAGAAACGGUACCUGAGGUAUCGGAGGAAACGGUACCUGAUGUAGUGGAGGAAACGGUACCUGAGGUAUCGGAGGAAACGGUACUUGGUGUAGUGGAGGAAACGGUACCUGAGGUAGCGGAGGAAACGGCACCUGAGGUAGCAGAGAAAAUGGCACCUGAGGUAGCAGAGAAAACGGUACCUGAGGUAGCAGAGAAAACGGUAACUGAGGUAGCAGAGAAAAUGGUACCUGAGCUAGCAGAGGAAACAUUACCUGCAGUAGCAGAGGAACCUGUACCUAAGGUAGGAGAGGAAACAGUAUCUGAGGUCACAGAGGAAACAGUACCUGAGGUAGCAGAGAAAAUUAUACCUGAGGUAGCAGCAGAAACUGUACCUGAGGUAGAAGAAGAACUGGUAACUGAGUUAACAGAGGAGCUGGUAACUGAGUUAACAGAGGAGCUGGUAACUGAGUUAACAGAGGAAAUGGUAACUGAGUUAGCAAAAGAAACUGUAAGGGAGGUUUCUGAGGAAGCAGUAGAAGAUAUUCCUGAUGUUCCAGCACCAGAUGAAGGUGUGGUCGACUCUUUGGAAUCAAAGCAAGAAUUGUUGCCCAAGGGGGAAAACAAAUUUACUGAGGUGACAGAACCAAAAGUUGUCAAGGUUGAGAGUGCAGAACCAGAGAAGGAACAAGAAGUAGUUUCUGAACCUAGUGAUAAAGUGGUAGAAGUUGUGGAACUGGGGAAAGAUUCUGAUGAAACACCAGAGGAGCCAGUUGACAUUUCAGAACCCAAACUACCUUCAGUACUUGAGGAAGAAACCCAGCCACAGGAGAUGGAGGAAAAUCCAGAACCAGAGGAAGAUAUGAUUGAAAUUUCACUGCCAGUUGAAGUUCCUGGGGUUUCAGAGCCAGAAUCAAGUGACACUGUAACAGUUCAAGUUCUAGAAUCAGAAGAGGAGGAUGUUGAUGUACCCGAACAAAAUCCAGAGGAGGAGGUGGUUGAGAUUCUAGAUCCAGAAACAAAGGAAUACAUUACUGAGCCUCCAGCAGAAUCCAUUAAAGUCCUUCGCCCCUUAGAUGGUAGGAAAGGCCUUCACUUUGGUGCUGACACUAUUCAGGUUGUUGAAGAUAAUGAGGUCCUUGAGUAUCAUUUUGAUGUCGAUAAUUUACCUGACGUCCCAGCAGCCAUCCAUCCUUCUAUAGAAGCUGAAAACGAUUCCAGGCCUUCAGUGACCACAGAGGAAGCAGAGGACAAUCUGGAGUUUGAGACAACCUCCAUCACUGCAGAGGUGGCAGCUUCAGAUAGACGAGACACAACAGAGCACAUCAAAGACCAGCCGGAGGCGACACAAGAAAGUGAUUCCUCCCCGGAGAGAGACAUCAGCGCGACAGCACCGCCGGUUUCACACUCCCUCCCUUCACCUCAGGCUACGUCUGCUUCUGAAGUUUCCUCGUCCAGCCCGACUCCAGACUCUGGACUCUUUGAGGUGGCGGAGCGAACUGUGAUCCCCUCCGAGUUUGAUCUCAACGAGUCGGAGCUAAAUGAGACUGCUGUCGUCGUCACAGAUGAAGACUUAGAAGAGACGCAGCAGCAGGGAGGAGGCGAAAGCCAAACCAGCUCUCCGGCGCCGGCUGCUGUCACUGACCAGAAAGACCUGUCCGUCGAGCUGGAGGAAACAGAUGUGGUGACCACUGAGGCAAAUGAGCCACUGCAUGAGGGGAGUGGCUUCAUGGCAGCAGGUGACGACGUCACAACCCCCACUCCGACACUGCGGUACCUGACCACGCCCUCUAUGACCGCAGCGAGCCAUGGCCGGGAGCUGGUGGUGUUCUUCAGCCUGCGAGUCACCAACAUGAACUUCUCUGAGGACCUCUUCAAUAAGACGUCGCCCGAGUACAGAUCCCUGGAGAACACCUUCCUCGACAUGCUGCUGCCGUACCUGCAGGCCAACCUGACGGGCUUCAAGAAACUGGAGAUCCUCAACUUCAGGAAGGGCAGCGUGGUCGUCAACAGCAAGAUGAAGUUCGCCAAGUCUGUGCCGUACAACGUCACCGAGGCUGUCCACGGCGUCCUGGAGGAGUUCUGCUCCGCCGCCGCCAGGAACAUGCACAUCGACAUCGACACGCGCUCCCUGGACAUCGAACCAGCUGACCGAGCAGAUCCCUGUAAGUUCCUGUCGUGUGACGACUUCUCUCGCUGCCAGGUGAAUGUUCGUACACAGGAAGCGGAGUGUGUGUGUGAGCCGGGCUUCCUGUCUAUGGACGCUCAGCCAUGUCAGAGUGUUUGUGUCCUGCAGCCAAACUACUGCAGCACGGGGACAUGUCACAUCGUUCCUGGACACGGUGCCAUCUGCAGACACACACGCCGCUCGUCGGCGCUCGGCCUGACCAGUUAAGAAAAUCUAUGUUGCUGGACGUCGCCUGAGAAUACACGAGGAGGAGACGUGAGGACACAGACUCAGGAAGUGGACGAUGGACUCAAGCAUUUUUCUUUCAGGAUAAAACUCAUUAGCGCUUCAGCUUCACAUCAGAGACAGCGCCCCCUUCAGGGCACCGUGACUCUCAGACCACUACAAACAAACAAACAAACAAACAAACUUGGGAAGAUUUGUCGCAGGAGAAAAGCUCUGCUGAUGAUCAGGUGUUUACUGAUCAACUCUGGUCUGUUUUUUGUUUUUUUUCGUAACAACAUAUUUUCUGUUCUGUUUUACGACUAAACAAGUUUUCUUCUAAUCUACAACAUUUCCUGAUUUUGACUUUUAAAAGGUAAAAGUUUUCUUUAACCUGAUGCUACGUGCUGGUUAGCAUGCAACAAAAUUCAAAGAAAAAGAAUGAAGUAACUAAAUCACUGAAAAACCUAAAAUCAAUAAACUGUGUCGCUGGUGGCUUGCUGGUUAGCAUGCUUACUUGUUUAACCCUCUUGUCAUUAUGGACAAAAAUGUCCAUAAUAGCUGACCAUCAUUUUGAUGACGGUGCAGAAAAAGUUUCUCUCGACAUAUUUUGGAAUUAAAAAAAUUUUUUCCAUUUGAGGACAAAAACGUCCACUUCAAAAACAUUACAGAUUAUAAUUUUGAAGUCAUGUUUUUGAGGGUUUUUGUUUUAGCAUCAUGUGAUCAAACUGGCAUUUAAAGGAUAAAAAUCAUGCUACUUAUUCAGUGUUUGAUCGUUUUGAUCAGGACUGAAGUUGAUCAAAAGAUUUAACCCCCCCAAAAAAACGUUUUUGUUCUAUUUUUAAAGCAGUUUUUGGAAGUGGACAUUUUUGUCCUUAAUGACUUAAAAGCAUAGUAAAUUAAACUUAUGCCUGAGGGUGGAAAUAAAAUAAAAGAAGCUGUAAAACACUUAUUUUUUUAAAGUUAUAUAAAAUCCUUCAUUACCAUAAUUUAGUGUAGGCUUGUAUAACUUUGUGCUAACUAGCUAAUAAGCAUGCUAACUUCAUUAAAGUGUUUGUAAAAGCUUAAAUGGACACGUUUGUCUUAAACUUGUCUUUAUGUUACGUCAUAAAAAUACGAGAAGCAACUUGAUCCUACGGUCAUGUGACUGGCUGGUGGCUAACUGGUUAGCAUGCUGUAACAAAAGCAAAAAAAGAAUUUAAAGACAGGUUAGCUUUAACGUUUUGUAUGGCUAAAUAAUGUUGUGCUAAUGUUAGACUUUUGCUAAUCUGCUGGACACAGACCUAAUGCUUAUGUCAGGGAAGGCGGGGCCUAAUCCUCAGGUUUCUACUCAGUGGUACAGUGUUAGCAUGUUGACGCUAACAAGGAUUAUUAAGUAAGUUUUAGGCUAAAAAAAAAAUCGAUUUAUUGUGUGAAAACCACAAACUCUGGAUUACAAAUGUUCUUCAAAACUCUGUCGUUUCCUUUCCUUGUAAGAUUUUGUUUGAUUACUCGUUAACUGUUAAUGAAGUUUUCAGUCACGCCAGCUGUCGUCAUGAUGACGCACGAGGAGUGACAGUGAAUCAGCUAAUGAAACGUUUUAAAGACUGAAACCUUAUUUUUUCACUGUAAAAUAACUGUGUGUGUGUGUGUGUUAGCACGUGUAAAUACAUCGUUAAGUUUUAGUAAAAAAAUACAAACAG